Molecule: messenger RNA, 411 nt
Organism: Trichomonas vaginalis G3
Lineage: Eukaryota; Parabasalia; Trichomonadida; Trichomonadidae
Product: multidrug resistance protein YPNP-related family
Exons: 1
Coding region: 1-411 (136 amino acids)
Source: RefSeq, a predicted model, not a curated record
AUGCCAGUUCCUGUUGCGAAGAUAUGGCUGAAAGAUCCAGAAACACUUGAAUACGCGAGAAUCAUGAUUCCGAAACCAUUUUAUACUAAUUGGAUAACAGGAGUGAACGAAAUAGUCACAGCAUUGUUACAAUGCAUGGGAUAUGCAUGGACAGCGAUGAUGCCGAGUAUUGUGAGAGGAAUUUUCUACAUUGUUUACUCAUUAAUUUUAUAUUACACAAAUAAGACUAAUUCUAUAAGAAUGAUAUAUACAUAUUGUUUGAAUGAUACAACUAUACUUUUGUUAGAUAUUAUUAUUGUUAUCAAACCUCUCAAAGAACUAUUUAUACAACAUUCAAAAAUUGAUGAAAAAGAAAGUAAAAAGAAUGAUAUUACAUCUCCUGGAUCUGAUUUAGUAGGUCUCACGGUUUGA